Vombatus ursinus (common wombat) is the source of this 5098-nucleotide messenger RNA. It is a transcript of the gene ARFRP1, whose product is annotated as ADP ribosylation factor related protein 1. The record is from RefSeq and is a predicted model, not a curated record. Gene Ontology annotation, molecular function: GTP binding; GTPase activity. Lineage: Eukaryota; Metazoa; Chordata; Mammalia; Diprotodontia; Vombatidae. Gene Ontology annotation, cellular component: Golgi apparatus. Gene Ontology annotation, biological process: Golgi to plasma membrane protein transport; intracellular protein transport; protein localization to organelle. The transcript has 9 exons. The coding region runs from base 577 to 1182 and encodes 201 amino acids.
CGCCAGGGUCAGCGAGAAAGGUCGACGCUUGCAGGCCAUAGUGGUAGUGGCCCAGUAGGGUCUCGUCCGGCCCUAGUAGCUGUAGUAGCAGUCGCUCCGGCUCCGUCUCUGAGGCGCUAGGCCGCAGGUAGGAGCCCCGCAGCCCGUUCCCUGUUGCUUCCUCACGGACUCCACGUUCGUUGUGGAAGUCCCCGAGCCGCUGACCUAGGAGUUUGAGGCCGGACCAGACAGUUCCCUCUGUGGGGAGGGCCCUUUAGCCGGAGCCGGCCUCUCCCUGGAGACGAAGAGGAAGCCCAUGGGUCCCUCUCAAGCUCAGGCACGUCCCUCCCUUCAUGGCACAGGUCGAAGCCGGGCCAUAGGACCUAAUUUCCUAGGUGACGCUCCGGGCCUCUUUUCUCUACUUGACUGCACUGCUUCCUCCUCCGACUUCGGAGUCGGGAGUAAAUAAGAAGUCUCUGGUAUAAUAUUCAUUUUGCCAAUGAGGAAACUGACCGAGAAGAGGUUGAUUUUUCUCAAAGUUACACAGCAAAAAGAGCCUGGAAUAGGAUCUUGGCCCUUCUGACUCUCAGGAGCAGGAUGUAUACACUCCUGUCAGGGCUUUAUAAAUACAUGUUCCGGAGAGAUGAAUACUGCAUCCUAAUCCUGGGGCUGGACAAUGCAGGAAAGACGACUUUCCUGGAGCAAACGAAAACCCGAUUUAACAGAAACUACAAAGGGAUGAGUUUAUCCAAAAUCACCACUACAGUGGGCCUGAAUAUUGGAACUAUUGAUGUGGGCAAAGCUCGACUUAUGUUCUGGGAUUUAGGAGGGCAGGAGGAAUUGCAGUCUCUCUGGGACAAGUACUAUGCUGAGUCCCAUGGGGUCAUCUAUGUCAUUGAUUCUACAGAUGAGGAGCGGCUCUCAGAAACCAAGAGAGCAUUUGAGAAAAUGAUCACCAGUGAAGCCCUGGAGGGGGUCCCUAUCUUGGUCCUGGCCAAUAAGCAGGAUGUAGAGACCUGCUUAUCCAUCCCUGACAUCAAGACUGCAUUCAGUGAUUGCAUUAAUAAAAUUGGAAAGAGAGACUGCCUGACACAGGCUUGCUCAGCUCUCACAGGCAAAGGGGUGAAUGAGGGCAUCGAGUGGAUGGUGAAGUGUGUCGUGAGGAAUAUCCACCGCCCCCCACGGCAGAAGGACAUCACGUAAGGCUGGAGUAGCACCGCUGCUGUGCUUGGACAGCUGCCCCCAGCGCAGAUUCCACCUACCCUUCUUGUCCAGGGAACAGGGCCAGGACCUUGUCAUCAAUUGGAUUCUUUUCAUUUGGAUUUUUUAUUUUGUUUUUGUUUUUUCCUAAGACAAACUUUUAUCUCCAUCCAGAAAAAAAGUCAUCUUGAGGAUUCUACUUGGGGGUUGGAGAGGGAAAAAAAGGGAGGAUGUUGGGGGAGAGUUUCUCUAUGACCAAACACAAGACCCUCCUGAAUGGGAAAUGGAGGACCAACACUUCACCUGGAGCACAGGCACUGUCAGGUGUCAUGAGUGACUUUACCCAUACCACCAUGAGGUGUGGCCGUAUACUCCUCAGUUGCUCAGGGGAGCUGGUGGAGUAUUUUUGGUUAAUGACCUAAAUUUAGUCCUUCAUCUUUUAAGACCAAACAUGAAAAACUGGCUCAGGCUAGUCCGUGGUGUGAGUAUUGAUGAGGGGUUGUGAUAGGCAUAUAAGGCAGUGGUUCUCAUCUGCCCUGAAACCCUAGUUUUCUUAGGUUUAUUUGGCUGAGUUCUGGCUGGAGCGGCUACCCUUUGGCUUUAAAUCCUUGUAUUUUCUAAUAACUUCCCCAUUGCCCCUUCCUGAGGGUAAUGGCCUGUGCUUGGUUCCCCAGCCUGUCACAGGAUGAUGAACCACUAACAUUGUCAUCAAAAGUAGGCAGAGGUGACCCUCGUUAUAAGGCCCCACACUGAGGUGACACAUUUUUUGCUGCUCAUAGCAGCUGUACUAGGUAAUAUAUAAAAAAUGGACUCCAAGGAAAAGGUUGGAUACUUUGAGCCAAAACCGUUCCAAAACAGUUGACACUUCUUUGCAGCUGCUUUUCCGGCAGAUACCACCUGCUCACCUCUAACAGCAUUCGACUCUUAAUCCUGCUUUGGCUUCUAGGGCCCCAACCCUGGGGUCCAGAAUAGGUAGUUGAAAUAACUUGUUCAAACCUGGCCCAGGUGCAGGCUCAUAAGCCAUAAAUGGUUGUGGAGUUUUCCAGGAAUUGUGGGUGUUGUUGAAGAGCAGCCUUCGCUGUUUCCACAUAGAAAUUAGCUCCAGAAAAUCCAGGUCAUUGACCAAAUUGCAGUGUUGCCCAUAGCAAAAGCAGUGAGAGAUAGGAAAUCCUUCCUAGAGUUUCAUAGAAAGCUUAGAUGGAAAGCUAUCCUAGCCAGCUGACUGACCUUGAGUGUCUGUCACAGUUUUUCUUUGUAAGACCUGAAGCAGCUGAGGAUCAGUAGUGCCAACUAGAAUCAGCCUAGGUUGGCCAGCCUCCCUAUCUUCCUGUUGUUAAUGCUUUUCUCAUUCUGAGGGUUUUGACUUUACUCUGGAGGUAUCCCUUAGUGUGAUCCCUUAGAGCCUCUUAUAAGAGGGCUUGGGCAGCUAGCUGUUGGCAUAAGAGCUGAUAACUUAUGGAGCCACUUGCCUAGAACUUGUAUUAACAGUGGCAGAACCACAAAGCUGCCCUUCUCUCAUACUUCCAGGUCCAGCUGAGAAGUCAACCUCUUGGGUGUCACUCUUAGAAUGUCUGCAGGGAAAUGGAAGGCAAGCAGGUACUUAGGGAGAAGUUUUUCUUUCUUCUCAGGCUAGACUUAUGUGGCGGCUUGAAUAGAGAAGAUGAGCAAGUAGCGUAAUGCCAUUGGUUACCUUUAUUACAGCUGAUUUUAGCCUCCCAAAAAGGUGCAGAAAGAGGGCUGAUAUAGGAAAGCCAAGGACAAGGCGACGUAGGCUCUUGCUUCCUACUUUGUGGGGUCUCUGCCUCUGUAGCCUGAAUACUAAGUUGUGCAUCAGGCUGGGUCAGUACUAUGCCCCGGUAGAUUUCAGUCAACAUUCUCUCUUAAUUUAUUUUGCUACAUGUAGACCAUUUAUAGGGUAAAGUAAAGGGGUGGGCAGUGACCUAUAGUCAGUCCUUACAGGGUAUGGCCUUGGCCACAAUGGACCUGUUGGGCAAUCUGCAAGCUACAGGCAUGAAGUAUGUCUGAAUUAAGCCAAUUCAAACCCCAGCCUACUGUCUAUUAUCCACUAGGGUCUGUUUCUCUUGUGAUUUACUUCCUUUAGAAUCCAGUGCAAGAUAAGCACAUCUCCAAGCUGCAGUCUAUAGGCUUCUUUGCUUUUUAAUUUAGAAAAGUUAGCGUAUAGAAUCAGGAAGAAGCAAAACUUUACCUGCUUCCCUUUCCUUGUAGUUUAAGGAUUUUGAACUGAAUAUUUUCCUUCAGUUCUGAUGCUAAUUGAGUGAUCUCUGUAGCUGCUACUUCUUGAACUGAGUCAGAGGAAAAGAAACAUGGUUCCGAGAUCCUAUAACAUCCCUGCAUGAUCUUGGGAAAAAUUCCCUCUGAUGUAAGGUUUCUCUGUCAUAGAGGGGGUUAUGAUCUGGCCCAGGGAGGGCCAGUUAUCUGUAACUUCUUUGCAGAUUGGUGAUGAGAGAGUUAAUGUUUACUAAGAACUUUGAGAUCCUGAGUGGGGAGAAAGCUGCCCAAACUGAAAGUAAGCACACUCCAAAAACCAAAGUAGGAUUUGUUCUUUUACGUUUCCUUUGAGGGAGGAGUUUGACAUACUUCAUGUUUGUCUUUAGGUCAUGUUUGCCCCUGUUGGAACAUCAUGUUCUUCACGUUACAUGGUAAUGAGAGAAUAUGCUUGUGCAGAAAUCCCCUUUAUAAAUAGAUCUGGCAAAGUUAAAUGUGCUACAUUUCUUCUUUUUUGUACAGUGAACCCUGGGUGAGUUGGGAGGGAAUGGGAUAGGAUAUAUUCUGUGGGGCUUCUGUCCAUUAGUAAGAAGCAACGCCAACGGUUCAGUUGAGGUUAGAGAGAUCUGUGAAGCACUGUAUCUGCUCUAUCCUCCAUACUCCAAAUCCCACUGCUUCAGAGAUCCAGAGGAUUCCUAUAGAUUUGGCUUCUAUAGCCAGUCCAGUAGUGGUAUGGCUCAGCAGCUCCAGCUCAAUGUAGGUUAAAAGAGGGUCAGCAUUAGAGUUAGGGUCAGGAUCAGGCUUCAGAAUCAGGACCUAUCAAGAUGAGAGGAAAGUGCUUCACACUUUGUUUGCUUUGGCCAAAGAGAUGGCAGUUUGAGGCUUGUCCUGAAGCAUGGCUGGGUAAAAACUCUAAAUCAUCCUUCUACCAAAGUCUAAAUAUCCAUGUUUCCCAUUAAAUACCUCCUUGCUUUGAUGAAAUGAGACUUGUGACUCAGUGGAGAAGCCUCUCUAAUAUGGCUAUUACUGAGGACUUUCUAGUUUUCCUCAAAAUAUUUUAGGAUUCUCCCCCUUGCCACUUACCCCAUCCCACUCCUUGAUUCUUGGACUAAUCCAAACCAAAUAGCAACUCCAUAGCAUAAACAUCCUCUCUUCCUUUGGAAAUUCCAGCCUAGCCUUUGCAGCUGCUGGGUUGGAACUCCCUAUCCCCUGUUUUGGUCCUGUUCUAAUUUAUGAAAACUUGGACUCUUUUAGAGUACCUGAUGGAGCCUCUUUGCCCUGAGGCCCUCACAACUGUAGCUUUUUGGUCAUAGUUAUCCAGGCAACUGUAACUGGCUUAAGGAAAAAUUGAAAAAAGAUCUGACCCUAGUAUCUCUGAGGACUUAGUUCUUUCACACAGCAGCUACUCUUGACUUAACGAUUGAGAGAUCAGUGAUGGUUCCCAGUGUGCUGAUAUCCAUUCCCCAGCAGUAUUUAGCAGAAGUUUGGCUGGAUGCUUAUUUGUCCAGCCUUAGGCUUAAGUGCUUGUGGUCACAGAGCCAUAUUCUCCCUGCCCACUGACACCUUCAUCUUGACCACUAAGCAGGCAGGGGUCUGGCCACUGAUUGUUGGCCACCACUCUUGAGGUGUUCCAAUUGUCUUUAAUCCCUAGUGAUUCUCUGUGUUUGGAAAAAUAAAAAUCUGAUCAGGAAUA